UUGUGAAUUAUUAUUCCGUUUUCGUGCUGUUCGCAUUUUGCGUAAUCAACCCGAUGAAAUCGUAUUGUUGUUCUGAAAAUAGUGCUGUGAUUUGAAUUAUUGGCAAUCAAAUUGAAUCGAAAAGUCUGGUGACAGUUGGAAAUUGGCUUUUCUGGAACAAAAAAUCGCAAAAUUCGUAGUUAAGAAAGCAACCGCUGCUUGGCUCUGUUUUCCUCCUUCGUAACCAUACGCAACCAUUCAUAAGUUUUGCUGUGGUGAGAACGCACCGAACCACGUGAUUCUCUGUUUGCGUUUGCCCAGUAUAAAUACAACGGAGAGAGGUGUGUAAAAAGUAACGCACACUAGCAUAAUCAGCAUUGUACUCGCAUCCAGUUUGAGAGCAGCAAAAGAGAAUCCCCCCGUCAGUUGGUACCAUACAAAGCGCAACCAUGUCGCUCAGUCAACUUUUGAACGUCACUUCGAAGAGUGCCAGCACGGCUGGAAGCUGCCUGGCAUCUGCCCUCGGCACUAGAAACAGAAGCUUUGGUCAGAUAUCCUCCUCGACAGUGGUGCUGCUAUCAUCGCAACCAUCAUCGAGCAGUAUUAUCUCCUCGCCGCCGCCAUAUCACAAACAACGAGCGACCGUCGCUGGAACUAGAACGAUGACGACCUCGCCCUGUGCCUACAAACCCUGCGUUACGCUGGAUAACAUCAAUCCGGCGAUUAAGGUGAUGGAAUAUGCGGUUCGUGGUCCGCUGGUUAUCCGUGCCGGGGCUAUCGAGAAAGAGUUGGAACAGGGUGUGAAAAAACCAUUCAAGGAAGUAAUUCGGGCCAACAUUGGCGAUUGCCAUGCCAUGGGACAGCAGCCGAUCACCAUUAUUCGACAGGUCCUCGGUUUAGUCUCCUACCCGCCACUCUUCAACGACAAAUCGAUCCCGGAGGACGCCAAGCAACGUGCCCGCGCGAUUCUGGACGGCUGCAAGGGUGGCUCGAUCGGUUCCUACACCGAAUCGUCCGGCAUCGAAAUCAUUCGGCGCCAUGUCGCUCAGUACAUUCAGGAUCGAGACGGUGGAAUCCCAUCGGACUUUAACGACAUCAUUCUGUCGGCCGGUGCCUCCGGUGGUAUCAAGGUGCUGAUGUCACUACUACGAUGUCCCAUCGACGGAAAGAAGCCGGGUGUAAUGAUUCCCAUCCCCCAAUAUCCGCUCUAUUCGGCAACGAUUUCUGAGCUUGAUAUGGCCCAGAUUGGGUACUAUCUGGACGAGGAUAACAACUGGGCAUUGAACAUUUCGGAGUUGAGUCGUGCACUGACCGAAGCGAAGAAAACUUGUGCUCCUCGUUUAUUGUGUGUGAUCAAUCCGGGUAAUCCGACCGGACAGGUCCUUUCGCGGGAGAACAUCGAAGAGAUUAUUAAAUUUGCGCACAAGGAAAAGCUGGUUCUUUUCGCCGAUGAGGUCUACCAGGAUAAUAUCUACGAAAAGGGAUCGAAGUUCCACUCGUUCAAGAAGGUUAUGAUGGAAAUGGGUGCCCCGUACAACGAGAUGGAACUGUGCAGUUUUAUGUCCUGCUCGAAAUGCUAUAUGGGUGAGUGUGGAAUUCGAGGCGGUUACGCCGAGGUUGUCAAUCUAUGCCCGAACGUGAAGGCCAUGCUGCUGAAGUGCAUCUCUGCUCAGCUUUGUCCGACCACGAUCGGUCAGGCUUGUAUGGAUGUCGUGGUAAAUCCACCGAAUCCGGGUGAACCCUCGUACGAGUUGUUUUUGAAGGAGAAAAAUGCCGUACUGUCGUCGCUGAAGGAACGUGCCGAAAUGGUGGCCGCGGCUUUCAACUCGUUCGAAGGUUUCUCCUGUAAUCCGGUGCAGGGGGCGAUGUAUGCCUUUCCCCAGAUUCGGUUACCCCCGAAGGCUAUUGAGGCGGCCAAGAAGGCCGGCCAGGCACCGGACGCGUUCUAUGCAUUCCAGCUGUUGGAGCAAACCGGCAUUUGCAUUGUUCCGGGCUCCGGCUUUGGACAACGUCCCGGAACCUACCACUUCCGCACCACGAUUCUACCGCAACCCGCCAAACUGAAGGAGAUGCUUGGAAUUUUCAAAUCCUACCACGAGAAGUUUGUGAAGCAGUACUCAUAAGCGACCACGACGUACCGCCUCGGAGACGUCUCACCCAAAAGCAGCACAUCAACCGUUGCCGUCGUCUCCUGCGCUAGCGCUGUUACCGCUAUUUCGAUUGCACAGCAUCGCAACCGAAAAACUGCCAUCAAUUACAGAACGCACCGAAGUCGGUUGACGUUCCUUCCUGUGCGGGGAAAGCUUUAGAUCAUCCACACACACACAAACACAAAAUCACAUAUAAUAGGGAGGAAAGCAAUCAGAUUGCAUGUAAUUUGUUAUAAACAUUUCGCCACUAGGAUUUUAGAAAAGUAGCUCCCAUUCUUUAAUCAGUCGUUAAUAGUGAAUUUAUCCGUUGUACAUUUAGUAGUGCUUUAAUUUUUCUAUUUUAAAUUUGUUCCCUUUAUUAUGAAGAACAAGAGAUUAGUUGGGCAAAGCCCCAAUGAAAAAAAAUUGGCAACUAAACAAAUGAUGAAAAAAAGACAAUAAUUUUCUAGUAUUGAGAAGCGGACACUCGAUUUGGCUAAUCAAGUAUUGUUUUAUUUUGUUUUUGUGUGUGGUAGAAAUUGUACUAUAUACUCAAUACCCACUACGUUACUGAUGUCGAUGUGUAUUUUUAGCGCGUUAUACAAAAUUUGUGCGCAAUUGCUUGUUUAAACUUGGAUGUAAGUAGCAGACCCUACUAAAAAACGUAAAAACAUAUUUCGCAAAAGAUUAUAUUCUGGCUGUUUUAAAACUUAUCUUCAAAGAUGUAAAAUAAAGGCACAUUACAGCAAAGUGUG
Topomyia yanbarensis is the source of this 2863-nucleotide messenger RNA. Its product is annotated as alanine aminotransferase 1. The transcript is spliced from 5 exons. NCBI's taxonomy places the organism in Eukaryota, Metazoa, Arthropoda, Insecta, Diptera, Culicidae. The coding region runs from base 429 to 2102 and encodes 557 amino acids. Gene Ontology annotation, molecular function: pyridoxal phosphate binding; L-alanine:2-oxoglutarate transaminase activity. The record is from RefSeq and is a predicted model, not a curated record. Gene Ontology annotation, biological process: biosynthetic process.